Molecule: messenger RNA, 1062 nt
Organism: Vicugna pacos (alpaca)
Lineage: Eukaryota; Metazoa; Chordata; Mammalia; Artiodactyla; Camelidae
Source: RefSeq, a predicted model, not a curated record
AUGAUGAAGCCUGGAGCGAAAGGCCAGGAGCGGCAGGGUACGCAGCCUGAUGGGGCCAGAGGUGUGGGGGACUGGAUCAGCGACCACUCAGAGGGGAGAGUGUCAAGGGGUCCUGAAUCCUGGGCCCCUGCGUCCCUGCUGAGCCAGAGGCUGAAGGUCGAGGAGAAGACACUGGAUUUGGAGUUCGAAGUCUUGAGUGUGGGAUUUAACGAGGAGGGCAGAUACGCCCUGCGGCUGUCAGCUGAGAACCACCCCCCACUGCAGGCUGGCUCUGGAGCCGGGGUGCAGCUGCAGGUGGAUGAUGGGGACCUCCUCCCUGCCUGCUCUGCUGUCACUGAUGUCGUUGAGCAGCAGGACCCUGGCCAGAGCCUCACCCUUACCAGGAACAAGUCUGUCUUUACUCUGCCCAAAGGGUUCUGCAAGAAUGAUGGACAGCACGACGCACUGCGCGUGGAGGCGCUGAGGCUGGGCGGGGCCUCGGGGAGGGCGGCGCAGCGGGCCGGCGAGGCCAUCUUCCCCGUCUACCCUCGCCCGGACCGACCCCGCGUGAACUUCUGCGCACGGGAGCGCGGGGAGCGGUACCGCUGCUGCGGCAGCCUGGCUCUGCUCCGGGCCAGCGCAGACCCCACGGCCCGCCAGUGCGGGGGCCUGGCCUACAGGGUGGCCUUCCACGUGCACCGGGCCUCUCAGCCUCCUGCCUCCACCUGCCCUCCCGACACCAGCCGGCCAGAACCAAUGUCACCGCGCCCAGAGCCACAGACGCCCAGGCUGCUGGUGGGUGUUCCCGGGACCCCGGCGGGCUCUGGCAUCACUGCUUGCCCAGUAGUCAUCUUGUUAGGCAAAGACCACAACCCGUACCAGGAGGGCCUUUCUGAUAGAGCGGAUGUGCAGGAAGUGACCGAGGGCCCAGAGGAAGCCCAGAAUACCUCCCAGAAUGUGGACUCUGUUGUCAGCCACCUGGCUCCCUCUAAUAAGGAGGUCAUCACGGUUACUCUCCAUGGAGCCACCAAUCUGCCUGCCUGCAAGGAUGGCUCUGAGCCGUGGCCCUAUGUGAUAGUGUAA